Caenorhabditis remanei is the source of this 690-nucleotide messenger RNA. RefSeq lists its product as uncharacterized. Lineage: Eukaryota; Metazoa; Nematoda; Chromadorea; Rhabditida; Rhabditidae. The transcript is spliced from 6 exons. The record is from RefSeq and is a predicted model, not a curated record. The coding region runs from base 1 to 690 and encodes 229 amino acids. Gene Ontology annotation, cellular component: plasma membrane. Gene Ontology annotation, biological process: sensory perception of sound.
AUGCAACAAUUUUCCCUCUCCUAUCACUCGAUUUACACGAGAAAUUGGCGAGUGGUCGGGGCGAUUUGGGUGUUGUGUGGAUUGUGUACAACGGUACUUCAAACAUUGACACUAAUCCAUCCUACGUGGAUAGGCAAUGACGAAGGUGGAUAUUUCGGAUUGUAUGAUUACUGUGGAACCAGCGAGUGUCCAUGGAACCCUUUCAGAUUUCGCCGCCUGGAUUUCUGGUUCCAACUAUCCGCACUGGCCGUUCUGAUAGCCACCGUUUUGAGUUUUCUCGCCAUUUUCUUCAUUUUGCUCCAAGUACUUCUUCGUGAUCGUCAUGUCUUCACAGUUUGCUCUUGGCUUCAUUUUGUGGCUUUCCUCGCCAUGUCUGCCGGUUGCCUCCUCUACCCUCAAGGCUGGGAAAAUCCACGUGUCCGAGAGAUCUGCGAGUCUCGGUCAUAUAAAUUAGGCCUUUGUCAAAUCCGAUGGCCUUAUAUUCUCGCAAUCGUACUGGUCUUUGAUCAACUAACUCUUGCCUGUCUCGGAUUCGCGUUGGCACUCAAAAAACCACCACGGAUUCCCGAGUUGAGCUCGUUGACCGGACCUACCGUAAUCAGCAACACAAUUCAACCGGUGCCCCGACCACGUAAAAUGUCACUUCAAGACUCUUUUUAUUCACACUCUGGAUCUCGUUUAGAAUUGUAA